Penicillium taxi is the source of this 945-nucleotide messenger RNA. Its product is annotated as CAP domain-containing protein. Lineage: Eukaryota; Fungi; Ascomycota; Eurotiomycetes; Eurotiales; Aspergillaceae. The record is from RefSeq and is a predicted model, not a curated record. Gene Ontology annotation, cellular component: extracellular region. Bases 1 to 945 code for a protein of 314 amino acids. The transcript is spliced from 2 exons.
AUGCGUUACUCUCUUUUGAUCGCUGCUCUUGCAGCUGGUUGUGUGAAUGCCACUACAAAGGUCGUUACCGUUACCGAUUGGACCACUACCACUGUCACCGAGACGGUUACCGCUAGCCCUGUGACUGAGACUGUCGGAGCUUUUAAGCAGGCUGAAGUUGUGAAGGAGACAUCCACUGAAACCGUAACUGCCGCACAAACCGCGACAUCAGAACUCGCCAAGAAGUCGACUGUCCUGGUUCCCGAAGCCCAACCUACCGCCCUCGAAAGAGAAGAGGUCAACGCCGAGACCUUCUACUGGACUUCUGCCUGGACUUCUGCCUGGACUUCCACCUACGAACCUGCCCCGAUCACCGCCGCGGCCGAAACUACUACCGCUGCACCAGUCGUCGUUGAGACUCAUUCGACUCUCGCCACCUCCACCUCGGCUGCUGCUGCUGCCACUGCCACCAGUGCCUACCAGCAAAAGGCGCUCUACAACCACAACGUUCACCGCAGCAACCACACCGUAUCGUCCCUCGACUGGAGCGCCGAUCUUGAGUCCAGCGCUCAAACUCUUGCCGCUAAAUGUGUUUACGAACACGAUACUUCCAUUGAUGGUGGCGGCUACGGUCAGAACAUUGGCUACGGAAAGACCGCUAGUCAGGUUGGUGAGAUGAUCACCAACAUGAUGUACAACGGUGAAAUCGGCUACUACCCCGGAUACGGAGCAUCUGACCCCAGCAUGACCAACUUCGACGCCUGGGGUCACUUCAGUCAGAUCGUCUGGAAGGCCACCACCCACGUUGGCUGUGCCACUGUUCUCUGCAAUAGCCUGGGCAAUGUCGACUCCUCCGAGGCUGUCCCCUUCACUGUCUGCAACUACUCACCAGCUGGAAACGUUGAUACUGAAUAUGGUGCGAACGUGUUGCAGCCCACUGGUGCCGCAACUUACACCUCUUCUUGA